CACAUUUGAGUGUAUGAGUUUGAAAUCUCUAAAAUUUAAGUGGUAGCUGUGAGUGUACAGUGAGUGAAAGGAACCUGAGAGGUGUCUUGGGUCAAGUGAAAGGAACCUGAGAGGUGUGAGGUGUCCUGGGUAAAGGGAGAAAAGGGUCCUAGGAAGUGUCUUAGGUCUGGUAGGAGGUGUCCUAUCAUAUAGGCAAGUGUCCGUGGUGGAACUUGCGAAGCAAAGGUCUGUGUAAUAGGUUGUACUAGGAGAGUUGCCUAUUAUAGUGGAAUUUGUUUAUAAGUCCCAAUAGGGUCGAUGUUUUACUUCCAGCUAGGCACUAGAUGGUUUCCUCGUAAAACUUGUUGUGUUCUUUAAGUUCCUUUUAUGUUUUGUUUUUAAUUUCCGCAUAAGUUUCACGAUUGGAACCUACUACCAUUCACCACCCCCCUCUCGUAGUAGUUCAUCUAAACUAACAUAUUGACUGUUAAAAUUAUGUCUCGACACACGUGAAAACUCAAGUGAUACAUACAAAAUAAAAAAUAAAAAAAUUUAAACAUUAAAGAAAUAGGAAAAGGAAGUAUAUCAUACGGAAAGAGACCUAGAUAACAAAUUGCUCAAACGAAGUAGCAAACAAAGCUACGGAUCAAAAAAUAACUAAAUUUGACAUCCCUAUAUUAAUCACCAAAUAAUGUCGACAUUUUCAAGAUACUCUUUUAUCCAUAGUACCUUUUUUAUCUUCCUUUUUUCCAUCUAACAUAAUUUCUUUUAUUUUAACUUCCUUUCUUAGUUCUCUCAUGAACCAUCCAAUAUUGUUGUAGGAAUGUGAAUGUCAUUCCUUUUCUUCCGUAACCCUACCAUUCAAACUUCUAUAAAAACUAACCUUCUUUCAUAAUAUAUAUCUCAAAUCAUAAGUUCAAAAAAAAAAAAAAAAAAAGGGAAAAAACAUGGCAAAAACAAUUUUUUACUAUGUGCUUACUAUUAUGCUACUCCUGCCCACAAUUGUAGUAGCUGAGUGUAGUUGUGAAGCUAAUGACUUACCCCGUGACGGCAAGUCCGUAACCCUCAAGUUUAAAUUAGGUGCCAUAGGAGCAAUCCUUGGAGCCGGAGCAUUCGGAGUAGGGAUUCCUCUACUAGGCAAACGGAUAUCCGUUUUACGGCCCGAAAACGAUAUAUUCUUCAUGAUCAAGGCCUUUGCCGCAGGAGUAAUCCUCGCUACCGGGUUCAUCCACAUACUCCCGGAAGCUUUUGAGGGGUUGACGUCUCCUUGUAUAGGGGAAACUCCUUGGCAGAAGUUCCCCUUUGCCGCGUUCAUCGCGAUGGUGGCUUCGAUUGGGAGCCUAAUGGUGGAUUCAUUGGCAACAGGGCAUUAUAGAAGGGUUCACUUUGGUGGGAAAGAUGGUAAUAAGGAAGUUUCUAUUAAUAGUAAAGUGGUCGAUGAAGAGAGUAAUGAUGCACAUGCUGGUCACGUGCAUGUUCAUACUCAUGCUACUCAUGGUCAUUCUCAUGGUCAUGUUGGUGAAGGUAGUGAUGAAUUAGGGGAACAAUUGAGUAAGCUUGAACUUAUUAGGCAUCGUGUUACUGCUCAGGUAUUAGAGCUGGGAAUUGUGGUCCAUUCAGUAAUAAUAGGCAUAUCAUUGGGAACAUCUCAAAGGCUUGAUACCAUUAAACCUUUAAUGGUUGCAUUAAGUUUCCAUCAAUUUUUCGAAGGCAUGGGACUUGGUGGCUGCAUCAAUCAGGCGAAGUUCAAGUCACGAGCUAUGGCAACAAUGGCAAUGUUUUUCUCACUUACAACACCAAUUGGUAUUGGCAUUGGCAUUGCAAUCGCCGGUGUAUAUGACCAAAGUAGCCCUCGAUCACUAAUUAUACAGGGGAUAUUCGAGGCGGCUGCAGCAGGUAUACUAAUAUAUAUGGCACUUGUUGAUCUACUAGCUGCAGACUUCAUGAAUCCAAGGAUGCAGGCAAAUACUAGGAUUCAAUUAGGCUCACAUAUUUCAUUACUUUUAGGGGCUGGUUGUAUGUCUGUUUUGGCUAGAUGGGCAUGAUAUAGUAACAUUUUUAUUUUAUUUUUAAAAUUUUGUUAGUAAGAAAUUUACUUCCUUUGUUCUUUUUCAAUUGACAUAUUUCAUUUAUCACGUUUAUCAAUGUAAAAUUUUAAUUUCUAAUAAGUAAAAAUAAUAGAAAUUACAUAU
This is a messenger RNA of Chenopodium quinoa (quinoa), 2171 nucleotides long. RefSeq names its product zinc transporter 1-like. The record is from RefSeq and is a predicted model, not a curated record. Gene Ontology annotation, cellular component: plasma membrane. The transcript is spliced from 3 exons. Gene Ontology annotation, biological process: zinc ion transmembrane transport. NCBI's taxonomy places the organism in Eukaryota, Viridiplantae, Streptophyta, Magnoliopsida, Caryophyllales, Amaranthaceae. The coding region runs from base 927 to 2024 and encodes 365 amino acids. Gene Ontology annotation, molecular function: zinc ion transmembrane transporter activity.